AUGAGGCUGGUGAACGUCCUCCGCGAGAAACUCCUCAAGGAGUCUCGCUCCAAGCUCCUCCACCCUGUCCCCAUGGACCCUCACGUCCCUGCCGAAACAAACGGGGACUCGUUCCUGGACCGGAAGCUGUCCUUUGACGAAAUGGGCGACCAGCCCGUCGAGCCCACCCAAUUCAGCUUCUCCACCACCCUUCUCGACUCCGAAAUCCGAGUGCCGAGCCUCGACGACUUGAUCUCCUUCUACAAGCCCUUCGAUACCCUGCUGGAGGCGAGGGAGGACUCGGGAACAUGGUGGUUGCAUGUGACCUCGCCGUCGGACGCAGAUAUCGAGAAGCUCUGCGACAUGUUCGACAUCCAUCCGUUGACUACGGAGGAUAUCAAGAUGCGCGAGGCCCGCGAGAAGAUCGAGCUUUUUGGGCCGUACUAUUUUCUGUCCAUGCGGCCGCCGCGUCAGGUCGUUGCGCCCAACGCGGUUCGGGCCUUGUCGCUUAACGUUUACGCCAUUGUGUUCGCGCAGGGCGUGUUGAGUUUUACUUUUGGUUUGAGUGCGCAUGCCGACCACGUGCGGCAUCGUAUCGAUGAACAUCGCAGUCAUCUGGCAUUGACGAGUGAUUGGAUUUGUUAUGCCUUGAUUGACGACAUUGUCGACGGAUUCGCCCCAUUUAUCGAGCGCAUCGAGACGGGCGUUGAGAUGAUGGAAGAAGGCGUCUCCAUCGCGCGCCCGGAUGAUAUCGGAGUGGCACUGCAACGCAUCUACAAAUGCCGCAGAGAGGUGAUUCGCAUUCGACAGCUCCUUAACGACAAGACCGAUGUCAUUCGAAGUUUCGCGCGACACUGCGGGACCUUCAACUCCCCGACUGCCGAGGUGGCUCUCUACCUCAGCGAUAUCCAGGACCACGUGUUGACCAUGAUGGCCAAUCUGUCGCAAUCGGAGGAGAUGCUGUCUCGGUCGCAGUCCAAGUACCUGGCGCAGCUGUCAUGGGACUCGACGCGCAUGCGGAACGAGAUUGUCGAAACGCUUAGUCGGCUCUCGGUGAUCGGCGCGAUCAUCGUGCCGAUGCAGUUCAUCACGGGAUUGUUCGCUAUGAACGUCAAGGUGCCCGGCAAGGGCACCGAAGGGGGGACUGAGCCCGGCACGCCCGGGCUGUACUGGUGGGGAGGCAUUUUGGGGGUCAUCUUGAGUGUGAUCUUUUCCUGCCUGCUGAUCGCCAAGCGACUUCGGAUUAUCUGA
Messenger RNA from Aspergillus melleus, 1230 nucleotides. RefSeq names its product magnesium transporter CorA family protein. Gene Ontology annotation, cellular component: plasma membrane. NCBI's taxonomy places the organism in Eukaryota, Fungi, Ascomycota, Eurotiomycetes, Eurotiales, Aspergillaceae. The transcript has 2 exons. Gene Ontology annotation, molecular function: magnesium ion transmembrane transporter activity. The coding region runs from base 1 to 1230 and encodes 409 amino acids. The record is from RefSeq and is a predicted model, not a curated record. Gene Ontology annotation, biological process: magnesium ion transmembrane transport; intracellular magnesium ion homeostasis.